AUGCCGGGGGGCGGCGCGACGGGCCGCGGAGUGCCGGGAGGAGCGCUGGGCGCCGCGACCCCGGCCGGCGGGGACCCGGAGGAGGUGGAGCUGAGGCUCGCGGCCGUGAAGCGGUUGCCGCGGGGCCUCGGCAGCGUGCGCAUUCGUCUGCGGGGCGAUCUCAGUGGGAAGGAGUCGGUGGACUACGUGAGGCGCAUCGGGGUCGACCCGGCGAGCGCCGUCCGCAGCGGCGCGCUGCAGUUCUACCGCGCGGAGAGGGGCCUCCUGCUGCAGGGGGAGAUGAGGAGCUCGGGCGUGCAGGGGGAGGAGCGCAAGGGCCCAUGUCCUCCAGAUGUGGACCCGGACGUCAACAGAAAGAAGGGGCGGAAGUGUUUCCCGCACGACCCGGACUGCGGCUGCCACGGGCCCAUCAUGCUGCCUGGCAUGGUUGGCUGGGCCGGCGGGGCCGGCAAGGGCCCGCACUUCUUCAUCUACGUUGGAGACGGACCGAACACGUUCUGGGGUCACGACCAUACCGUGUGGGGACAGCUGGCAGACGAGCAGAGCAUGAACGCUGUGAAAGCGGUGCUCGAUUUGCCCGUCAGCUCCGGGGGCGGGAUGAGGAUGCUGAAGCAGAAGGUCCCGUUCGAGCUGAGGUUGUCGACGCGGUAG
Prorocentrum cordatum is the source of this 651-nucleotide messenger RNA. The record is from the annotation of a GenBank genome assembly. NCBI's taxonomy places the organism in Eukaryota, Dinophyceae, Prorocentrales, Prorocentraceae.